CUGCUGACCACCUGGCUGAGAUUGGAAAGCAAAUCGGCAGAGGAAGUGAUUGGAAUGAUCUUGACUGCAAACGAAGAAAAUGCUCUGCACUUGUGGAAAAUUGUGUGGCUUCCUCUUUAAAAGAAGAGUUAAGCUUGAAACUUGCAACCACAAAAUACUCUAUUCUGUUGGAUGAAUCCACAGAUGUAAACACCAUGAACAUUCUGACGGUCUCUGUGAGAUACUAUUGCACAGAAGAAGAACGCAUAGUGGAUGAUUUUUUGGACAGCGUGCCUGUUGUCCACACUACUGGGGAAGAUUUUUGGACUGCCCUAGAGAAGAUUAUUACUGUUGACUUUAAGAUCAGUUUUAAAAAUUGUAUCGGAAUCGGAUCAGACGGAGCAUCAAAUAUGGUCGGGUGCCAUAACAGUCUAUGGACAAGAUUUAAAGUUGCUGCUCCGCAGGCUCUACAGCUUAAAUGCAUUAGUCAUUCUUAUGACUUGUGUGUUCGUAAAGCUAUGGAACAUCCUGGCUCAAUGCCAUCUUCACUCAGUAAAUUGCUUCAUGCCAUUCCAAGGUGGUUUGGCUCCAGCUCAAUCAGACAACAUAAUUUUGAAAAAAUAUCUUUCGUCAUUAAUCAAGACAACAUCAAUUCCCGGGAACCUUUCCAAAAGUUUGACGAGACACGCUGGUUGGCCCGAGCUAAGGUAGUAAAUGGAAUUCUAAUUGCUUACUGGGAACUGGUAGCUUACUUCGAAGCUGUAGAAGAGGGAGAAGCAAACACAGUUACCAAGUAUGAUGCAAACGAGAUCCUGAGUCUUCUAAAGGACAAGAGACACUUCUUAUUCCUCACUUUCCUUGCUCCUGUUGUUGCAGAAUUUGAGAAGAUUAAUGCUUACUUCCAGGUUAUUAUUAUUAUAAUUAUUAUUAAGAUAUAUAUCUCUGAAAAUGCUAGAGAACAGGUUUCACAGGUGAAGAGAAUAUGCUUCACGUUCCUUGAGGUCGCACUUCAAGAACUCGACAAGAGAAUUCCAUCUAACUGGAAAACCUUUACUAGAAUGAACUCCCUCACCCCGGAGAAGGUGUUAUCCUCCGACCGGUGCCCAUUCUCCUCCCUCCCCUUCUUGGAGUUCUGUGAGGAGAAACUUGAAGAUAUUGAGUCACAAUACAGGCGUGUAAACCAAGUGGACUGGUUAUCCUAUGAACCAUUUAAUGGAAAGAUCCCUGAUCCUGUUGGUUUCUAUGGAAUUGUUAGAAACUACUGUGUAUCUGGAGAGAGCUGUCCCAAUGAUCUUGAAACAGACAACAAGGAUGAUGCCGAUGAAGAUUUAGAUCAUCUUUUAGAUGAUAUCAAUUUAUCCUUGAAAUGA
Molecule: messenger RNA, 1349 nt
Organism: Eurytemora carolleeae
Lineage: Eukaryota; Metazoa; Arthropoda; Copepoda; Calanoida; Temoridae
Product: SCAN domain-containing protein 3
Source: RefSeq, a predicted model, not a curated record